Molecule: messenger RNA, 1230 nt
Organism: Cantharellus anzutake
Lineage: Eukaryota; Fungi; Basidiomycota; Agaricomycetes; Cantharellales; Hydnaceae
Exons: 5
Coding region: 53-1093 (346 amino acids)
Source: RefSeq, a predicted model, not a curated record
CAGGAUCAGCGAGCCCGUGAUCCACCAAACAAUCCGUGAGGCAGCUGGAGGAAUGCGACGUGCUAUCAGGUUCCAGAUGAAUAGUCCUGAUAAAAUCGCUUUGGUUUUCCCAUUCUGGCGCCCCAAUUUCAACUGUGAACUGCACUCCUGUGAAGGGGCAGUUAUGUUGCGUGGAAGGCAUGAUGGACGUAAAAGGUAUCCCAUUGAUCCCCUCCUUCUCCAUAUGGAAGAGGGCGAACCAAAGCACCGGAUGUUCCAGUCUCUUUACAUUCUUCGGACUCUUGCGGUGAUCCUCUUUGCUGGAAAAAUUGCAGAGAUGGAUGACGAAAAAAAUUUGGUCAAGUCUUGUUGGGAAGUCAGUGCAGCAAACUGCACUGCAAAACUUUACAACAUCCGGGAGGUUACGCCCGGACUCGUUGCCCUCGCAGCUGUUUCGGCCUGGAGGAUUUUGCUUCCCCCUGAGGAUCGGCAUCAAGAUGAAGACCGAUUUCACUUCUGGAGGAAGUGCAUUUUCACGGCCAUUGAUGCAGAAAAAAACUACCCAAAGGAGCAACCAAGGCCAUUUCAUGAGACGAUAUUUCAGCUGAAUGAAUGGUUAUUUGGGCAGGCUUCCAGAUCGAGUGGGAAUGAGAAGUCGGAACAGGCGCUGGCAUUGCAAGCGGACUUAGACAGUGAAUUCGACUUUUCAGCAGAACAUGAAUUUUUUGAGCAAUUCAAGGCUGUUGUGAUGACAAAAGAAACAGAAUUAAAUGCCGAGGCUCAGAAUCCAGAUAUGCUUCCCCAUGCGCAACAUCAGGUUGGGGGGCAAUUGUCCAAUGGCAGCCAUGCCACUGGGGAUGUAGCUACAUUCUCAGCUGCGGAACUACCUAUAGGCCCUGCUGCAACCACUUCAGGUGCGGACACAGUGACAGCUGAGGAAAGUGUCAUGCCAAGUGGUGUCUUGCUGGUUCCACAGGCCCAGCAGAGGAGGAAGCGUGGAGCACGGAAGAGCCAGACUAAGGGACCUGUUCGCAAGAGUCAACGCAUCAGCGGCCCCGCGGGAGAUGCUGACAUUCCCACAUUGGCUUUGCCCGCUCAGGGAAACAAGUCCUGAAUUACAAAAGUGGAAGGACACGCCAAAUAAAAUUGUUUCUGGCUCAUUGCUUCACAAAAUCUCAAGUUGGCGGAGUAUUCCCAUAUUAUAAUAUUCCAAUAUACCAUUGCAGCGGGUUGGUUGACUCUGAGACUUGU